This is a messenger RNA of Otolemur garnettii (small-eared galago), 2149 nucleotides long. It is a transcript of the gene CHDH, whose product is annotated as choline dehydrogenase. Lineage: Eukaryota; Metazoa; Chordata; Mammalia; Primates; Galagidae. Gene Ontology annotation, molecular function: choline dehydrogenase activity; flavin adenine dinucleotide binding. The record is from RefSeq and is a predicted model, not a curated record. Gene Ontology annotation, cellular component: mitochondrial inner membrane. The coding region runs from base 190 to 1989 and encodes 599 amino acids. The transcript has 8 exons.
CCCCUGUCCCCGCCGGGAGCAGAACCGGUCCGAGCGCCCGCGCCGCCAGUUAAAGUGCUGCAGGACGGGGCAGGGCCACCCGCUCCUUCUCGGCGGCUGCCGCCUGUCCGGGCCCUCGGGCCGAGCUGCGGCGGGAAAAAUUGAAUCACCUCAUUCCCCUCUGUGGAUAAGAAGACUUGGGCAAGAAGCAUGUGGCAUGUCCUGCGAGGCUGGAGGCAAGGGCUCCUGGGCCCACAGGGAGCCCUGGCAUGGGGAACCCUGGGGCAACAGCAGCUCAUGGGCCUUCGUGGUCUGGCCAGUGUGGGUUCCAAGAACAAGGAGGAGUACAGCUACGUGGUGGUGGGUGCAGGCUCUGCAGGCUGUGUGUUGGCCAGUCGGCUCACAGAGGACCCCAAUGAGAACGUGCUGCUGCUGGAGGCUGGGCCCAAGGACCUGCGUGCAGGGAGCAAGCGGCUAUCUUGGAAGAUUCACAUGCCAGCAGCCCUCAUGAUGAACCUGUGUAACAACAGGUACAACUGGUACUACCACACGGAGCCGCAGCCGGGCCUGGACAGCCGGGUGAUGUACUGGCCACGCGGCCGCGUCUGGGGAGGCUCCUCGUCCCUCAACGCCAUGGUCUAUGUCCGGGGGCAUGCCGAGGACUACAACCGCUGGCACCUUGAGGGCGCUGAGGGCUGGGACUAUGCACACUGCCUGCCCUACUUCCGCAAGGCCCAGUGCCACGAGCUGGGUGCCAGCAGGUACCGUGGUGGUGAAGGCCCCCUGCACGUGUCCCGGGGCAAGACCAACCACCUGCUGCACCAGGCAUUCCUGGAUGCGGUGAAGCAGGCCGGCUACCCCUUCACUGAAGACAUGAACGGCUUCCAGCAAGAAGGCUUUGGCUGGGCGGACAUGACCAUCCAUGAAGGCAAGCGCUGGAGCACAGCCUGUGCCUACCUGCACCCGUCCCUGAGCCGCAGCAACCUCAAGGCCGAGGCCCGGACGUUUGUGAAUAGGGUGCUGUUUGAGGGCACCCGUGCAGUGGGUGUGGAGUAUGUCAAGAAUGGCCAGAGCCACAGGGCUUACGCCAGCAGAGAGGUGAUCCUGAGUGGAGGUGCCAUCAACUCUCCACAACUGCUCAUGCUCUCGGGUGUCGGCAAUGCAGAUGACCUCAAGAGACUGGGCAUCCCUGUGGUGUGCCACCUGCCUGGAGUUGGCCAGAACCUGCAAGACCAUCUGGAGAUAUACGUUCAGCAGGCAUGCACCCACCCCAUCACCCUCCACUCAGCACAGAAGCCCCUGAAGAUGGUCCACAUUGGUCUGGAGUGGCUCUGGAAGUUCACAGGGUAUGGAGCCUCUGCCCAUCUGGAAACAGGGGGGUUCAUCCGCAGCAAGCCUGGGGUCCCACACCCAGACAUCCAGUUCCAUUUCCUGCCAUCCCAAGUGAUUGACCAUGGGCGGGUCUCCACCCAGCAAGAGGCUUAUCAGGUGCAUGUGGGGCCCAUGAGGAGCACAAGUGUGGGAUGGAUCAAACUGAAAAGUGCCAAUCCACAGGACCACCCGGUGAUCCAGCCCAACUACUUGUCAACAGAAUCUGAUAUCGAGGGCUUCCGUCUGUGUGUGAAGCACUCCAGAGAAAUCUUGUCACAGGAAGCCCUGGCUCCAUUCCGUGGGGAAGAGCUCCUGCCAGGAAGCCAUGUUCAGUCAGAUAAAGAGAUAGAUGCCUUUGUGCGGGCAAAAGCCGACAGUGCCUACCACCCCUCAUGCACCUGCAAGAUGGGCCAGCCCUCUGAUCCCACUGCGGUGGUGGAUCCACAGACCAGAGUCCUCGGGGUGGAAAACCUCAGGGUCAUCGACGCCUCCAUCAUGCCCAGCAUAGUCAGCGGCAACCUGAAUGCCCCCACAAUCAUGCUUGCAGAGAAAGCAGCUGACAUUAUUAAGGGGCGGCCUUCACUGUGCGACAAAGAUGUCCCUGUCUACAAGCCCAGGACCCUGGACACCCAGCGUUAAGGCCAUUACUGCCCCCUGACAAGCUAAGAGGGCCAGCACAGCCCUUGCUCCGAAUCUCCUUCCUUUAACUGUCUAGAACAUUAGAACUUGGGAGGCACCCUGCUACAUGGCUGAGAACUGGAGAAUUUCUUGAGAAACAAGACUGGUGGUAGGCAGAGAA